Molecule: messenger RNA, 1807 nt
Organism: Vicia villosa (hairy vetch)
Lineage: Eukaryota; Viridiplantae; Streptophyta; Magnoliopsida; Fabales; Fabaceae
Product: polypyrimidine tract-binding protein homolog 3-like
Exons: 15
Coding region: 91-1416 (441 amino acids)
Biological process (GO): regulation of RNA splicing; mRNA processing
Cellular component (GO): nucleus
Molecular function (GO): mRNA binding
Source: RefSeq, a predicted model, not a curated record
UUAAAAAACAAAACAUCCGAGUAUAACAUACAAACGCACGCGUGCUCUCUCUCUCUCUCUCUCUCUCUCUCUCUCGUCAGGUGAUUUGAAAUGGCUGAACCUUCCAAGGUUAUUCAUGUUCGCAAUGUUGGUCAUGAGAUAUCUGAAAAUGAUUUGCUUCAGCUAUUUCAACCUUUUGGAGUCAUAACAAAGCUUGUGAUGUUGCGUGCUAAAAAUCAGGCUCUUCUCCAAAUGCAAGAAAUUCCUUCUGCAGUUAGUGCUAUACAGUUCUAUGAAAAUGCCCAACCAAGCAUAAGGGGGAGAAAUGUUUAUGUCCAGUUUUCCUCUCAUCAAGAACUGACGACGGUGGAUCAAAAUCAAGGACGAGAAGAUGAGCCAAAUCGAAUUCUCUUAGUCACGGUUCAUCAAAUGCUCUAUCCUAUAACAGUGGAUGUGCUACAACAAGUAUUCUCUCCUCAUGGAUAUGUGGAAAAGGUUGUAACAUUUCAGAAGUCAGCUGGCUUCCAGGCUCUCAUCCAGUAUGAAACUCGCCAAAGUGCCAUUACUGCCAGAACUGCACUUCAGGGACGCAAUAUUUAUGACGGUUGCUGUCAGCUGGAUAUUCAGUUCUCAAACCUUGAUGAACUACAAGUGAACUACAAUAAUGACCGUUCAAGGGACUUUACGAACCCAAAUCUGCCUACAGAGCAGAAAGGCCGACCUUCACAAUCUGGAUAUGGCGAUGCAGGAUAUGGGGUUCAAGGUUCUGGACCCAGAUCAGCUGGAUUCUCUCAGAUGGGCAAUGCUGCGGCUGUUGCAGCUGCUUUUGGGGGAGAUUUUCCUCCGGGAAUAACUGGAACAAAUGACAGGUGUACACUUCUUGUCACUAAUCUCAAUCCUGAUAGAAUCGAUGAGGAUAAACUGUUCAACUUGUUCUCCAUUUAUGGGAACAUUGUCAGAAUCAAAAUACUCCGGAAUAAACCAGAUCAUGCACUUGUUCAGAUGGGGGAUGGUUUCCAAGCUGAGUUGGCAGUAUAUUUUCUGAAGGGAUCAAUGCUAUUUGGAAAGCGAAUGGAGGUGAACUUCUCAAAGCAUCCGAACAUAACCCAAGGUGCUGAUACACAUGAAUACAUAAGCUCAAAUCUCAAUCGGUUCAACCGAAAUGCUGCUAAAAACUAUCGCUAUUGCUGCUCGCCGACAAGGAUCAUCCACUUGUCCUCCCUCCCACAAGACAUUAAUGAAGAGGAGAUUGCAAGUCUUCUACAGGAGCAUGGAAUCAUUGUCAACUGCAAAGUCUUUGAGAUGAAUGGGAAAAAGCAGUCUCUUGUUCAAUUCGAGAACGAGGAAGAGGCAACUGAAGCCCUUGUAUGCAAGCAUGCAACUCCACUUUCUGGCUCUGUGGUUCGCAUCUCCUUUUCGCAGUUGCAGAAUAUAUGAUGCGACACACUUUGAUAAGGGAUUCUGAAUUUUGGAAGGAUAAUUUUUAUGGUCUCAUUUUUAAUUAACUUAUAAAACCAGUUCUAGACUUUUUUCUCCAUUGCCUUGACUACUUCUCUUAUGUUAGAUCGAUAACAUAAGGUUGAUGAGGUAAGCUUUAUGGUUGCAGGUGGAUGAAGUUUUGAGGCAUAAAAAAGAGUAAAUUAGUACCUUGUUUAGAGUUGAGGGAUUUAUUUAAGGUUUUUAUAAUGAUUGUUGAUGUAUAUGCUUUGUAAUUUGGGCUUAGUUGGCCUUUCUGUUGUAACAUCAUUAAACACCAAAAUUUUCUUGCCCAACUAAACAAUAAGCUACAUUGUUGUAUUUUCAAUAAACAUCAAAAUUUUCAUGUUCA